Messenger RNA from Trichomonas vaginalis G3, 1347 nucleotides. Its product is annotated as WD repeat-containing protein family. Gene Ontology annotation, molecular function: protein binding. Bases 1 to 1347 code for a protein of 448 amino acids. Lineage: Eukaryota; Parabasalia; Trichomonadida; Trichomonadidae. Gene Ontology annotation, cellular component: nucleolus. Gene Ontology annotation, biological process: ribosomal large subunit assembly. The record is from RefSeq and is a predicted model, not a curated record. The transcript has a single exon.
AUGGAGAAUCGAUAUAAUAAUACAGAUCAGAUCAUACAGAGACUCACAACGCUUUCAGCCCAAGCUAUGGAGUCUAUUGUAGCUCUUAGGAAAGAAAUUUAUCAAUUACUUCAAGAAAGAAGUAAAAUGACUAUUCAUCUAACCCAAUAUCAACUCGAUUAUCAGAAAAUGCAAGAAUUUUAUAACAGAUACAAACAAAUUAUUCCCCGAGAAAUAGCCCAAAUGAAUUCGAUGCGAUAUCAAAAUAUUCAACAAGAAAAGCGCUAUACACCACCUCCUCAAAAACAUCAAACAACACCAGUCAAGCCAGAAGUAAAACCAACUCCCAUUCCAGUAGAACAGAAACCAACUCAAAUAGAAUCGACAAAAAUGUCAAAUUCCGACUUUAAUUGGAGUUUUCAAUCAACAGGGUCAAAACAAUAUAAAAUAUCAUUAAAGUAUUAUAUUGAUGUAGGAAAUAUUAUAACAUCCGUGCAAUACGAUCCUACGGGCAAAUUUAUCGCUUUUGCCGACAACAGAAACAUUCAAGUCAUAGAUACUACAAAGCGGGCUCCUUAUUUUGUUUUAGAAAUUCCUCAUCCACAAGGCUGCUGCGACUUUCAUACAAGAAUUCUUCGAUUUUCACCUGAUGGAAAAUUAAUUGCUGUAAGUACAUCAGGUUCACAAAUCGCUAUAUUCUCAAUGGAAACAAGAUCUGUGAUUGGCAUAUUAGAAGGCCAUACAAAAAACGUUUCUUCGUUGGCUUUUCUUCAUGAUGGAAAAACUCUUAUUUCUGGCGGCCACGAUGGCAAUAUAAUAAUUUGGGAUACGAAUACCCUCAAGUCAGUUAAUAAAAUUUCCCAUGAAUUACAGAACGGAUCCAAUGAACAUAUGAUUAUCUCAAUUGCAGUCACAGCAGAGGACAAAUUCGUCGCUGUUGGGUUUAUGAAUAAGACUAUAGGCAUUUACGAACCUACAUUCAAGCAGCCGAUGAGAACUUUCAAAGCUCAUGACGAAUUCAUUCUCAGUAUCAUCGCUGCUCCACAAAAAUCGAUUAUAUGCACGACCUCGCAUGAUUACACAGCAAAAAUAUGGAAUUUGCAUGACACUUCGAAACCAUUGACGACUUUGACCGGCCACACAAGUUUUGUCAUCAAUUCAGCGUUCUCCCCACAGAUAAAUAGCCAUAUUGCGUUGACUGGAUCGAAGGACGAAACAAUCCGCGGUUGGGAUUAUUCAACCGGCGAAAUGUUGUUUGUUAUUAGUCCUUGCAGCAACACAAUAUUUAGUGUUGACCACCACUGCACAGAGAGGGAGUUCGUUUCCUGCUCCGGCGGAGGAAUGGUUUGCGUCUGGGAAUAUUCUUGA